UCUCCUCUUUUCCCUCUCCCCUCUCCUUUUCCCUUCCCUUUCCCCUCUCCAUUCUUCUUUCCUUCCUCCUUUCAUUGUAUGCAGAUCAAGCCCAGUCAAAGCCCGCUUCUGUCACUUGCAGGUCCCUCACGACAAGCAAGGACUCUCAAGCAAGCACCUUCUCUCCUCCAGCCCAGCUGAGGGGAUGCUGCUCCGGGCUCUCCGUGCUGGCACCGAGCCCCGCACCGCCGGAUCACCGCCGGCCGCCAGAGGAAACUGCAAGUGAAGAAGUUUAAUGUUUGCUUCAGCCGAAGAAAGUAUUUCCCAAGUCCUMGUGGGAAAAGGUGACAAGGAGGAGCGGAGGACGUUGCUAGUAGGUAUGGAGAUGACAGGAAGCCAUGACUAGAACAGUGAUUGUCAACAGGAAACAAAGCAGCGCAGCUGAUGUGACCCUGCUGUACAGCACAGUCGCUGUGCUCUGCUGCCUGCUGGACUCUGUGGCCUGGGGAGCAGAGUCAGCCUCCCAGAGAAACUCUCCCGUCUGUUGGUCUGCUGGAGUUUGAAUAAUUCUGCACCUGGUUAAUCCACUUUGCUGGAGCUGRCAAACCCUGGGCUUCUUUUCUCAAAAUCCUCGAGCAGCUCUGGGGAGAGCCAUGUGUGUGUGAGCAGCCAUCCCAGCUGGCAGCUCCACGGAGCCCAGGCAGCUUUGAGGUGUCGUGGCUGUUGAGUGCUCUGCAGAUAUGAACGCUGAGCUUKGGGCCUGGCUGUUCUCACCAUGCUAGUACAUGGGAAGGACGACUUUCUGUCAGACAUAGCCUACAUCAUCCUGGAGCUGAUCAUCGCMGUGCUGGCCAUCCUGGGCAACAUCCUGGUCUGCUGGGCCGUCUAUCUCAACAGCAACUUGCAGAACGUCACCAACUAUUUUGUGGUGUCCCUGGCUGCUGCUGACAUUGCCGUGGGCGUGCUGGCAAUCCCCUUUGCCAUCACCAUCAGCACUGGCUUCUGUGCCUUCUUCUAUGGCUGCCUCUUCAUUGCCUGCUUCGUCCUGGUCUUGACUCAGAGUUCCAUCUUCAGCCUGCUCGCCAUCGCCAUCGACAGAAUCAUUGCCAUCCGAAUACCCCUCAGGUACAAUGGSUUGGUGACAGGCUCUCGAGCCAAAGGCAUCAUUGCCAUCUGCUGGGUGUUGUCCUUCAUCAUCGGCCUGACCCCAAUGCUGGGGUGGCACAAACGCACCCCGAUCGAAGAGCUGGGCUCCAACAGGUCCUCUCCCAUCAACUGCAGCGACAGCAUGGUGGCCUGUCUCUUYGAGGCCGUGGUCACCAUGGAGUACAUGGUCUACUACAACUUCUUUGCCUGUGUGCUCCUGCCCCUCCUUCUCAUGUUCGGUAUCUACUUGAAAAUCUUCAUGGCAGCCCGGCGCCAGCUCAAGCAGAUGGAGAACAACAUGGUACACGGGGAGCGUUCCCGCUCCACGCUGCAGAAGGAAGUCCAUGCAGCCAAGUCUUUAGCCAUCAUUGUUGGACUGUUUGCAUUUUGCUGGCUUCCACUGCACAUUAUCAACUGCUUUACCCUUUUCUGCCCAAAUUGUGCCCACGCUCCCCUGUGGCUGAUGUAUCUGGCCAUUAUCCUGUCUCACGCUAACUCGGUUGUAAACCCCCUAAUUUAUGCCUACCGGAUCAGGGAGUUCCGAUACACCUUCCGUAAAAUCAUCAGCCAGCACAUCCUGGGCCGCAAGGAGCCCUUCAAGGCAGGAACAGCCAGCUCCAGGACUUCCACCCACGGGGGGGACGCGGAGAACGCCAGCAUCCGGAUCAGUGAGUACGCGCUAGAGSUGUACACCAACGGGGAGAUCCACAGGGAUCCCGAAAAGCAGGACUUGAACAAAUGCAAAGCUGGCUUGGAGUGGCACCAGAAUGGAAAUGCUCUGGACCGGGAGACAAAUGGGCAUCUCCCACAUUCCUGCAAAAAUGGGAUUCUCUCAGACGCACGCCUGAACAGGGAGCUUCACAGUGAAGAGCUAAUUGAUGCCCAGGUGUCUUACUCAGAUCUGGAAAGAGCAGCCUUCGCCGCAGCUGAUGUUUCCUGAUGAGACUCUCAAAGUCUUCCUGGUAGAAUUAUUUUCUUUCCAUUGGUGACCUCUGCCAUGGCAKAAAGGGAAGUUGGGGGGCGGGGGGAGAGCAGUGUAUUCAGAUUGCUGUGAAGAAAGGGGUCCAUAUCCAGGACUAUUGGAUGAUCCUGAAUACCAGACUGGAGAAAAGCCAAGAGACCACUGAGGUGGACUAAGGAAGGAGGGACACGUUACCUGUCARUGACCUGUCACCAAGAGCAGUGUCAAGGUCGAGGAUGGCAUUCCACGUUCAGCACUGGGAGACUGCUGUUGCAGGGAUUUCGUGACAUUGUGCUGUACUGUGCCUGUGGUUGUAUGUUGGUUUUGCUGUCUUUACCAAUGGAAAUAGAAGCAUGGCUGGAAGCAUUCCCUGAAUAACCCAGGGCAGCUGGGAAGGGCCCUCUCGGUACUGUGGCCCUGCAACAAGCAGAAAGGGAAUAGCAAAAUCUAUUGUCAGGAAAGAUGCUGGGAGCUGCUUGGAGAGGGAAGGAAUUUACCUGAUGGGAGCUCUGGAUACUUUCAACCAUGGCAUUUUGCCUUUCAGUUCAUGUUUUUAGAGCUUAUACUGCAACAGGUUGCUCAGGUUUUUUUCCAUGUGAUAGGGUUACUUUAUGUUAAAUUAUAAGAGAUGGGCAAGAACUCAUAUCCAUUCCCUGAGCACUCARUGUUCCAGAUGCACAAGGCAAAUAUAAGCUCUUAGCUCUCCACUUUGUCCAAAAAUCCACCAAAGCAGCCCCUGUAACACAGAUUUCCCUUGGCUGUUAGCAGGACAUGGUGCUGCAGGCCAGGGCUGUGGGUGUGUGAGCUGUCUGUAGGUUGGUGCCACCCUCUGCUUUCCCCUGUCUCUGUGCUUGUCCUCCUGAGCUCCUAGAAUGCAAAUUCUUUCCAUGGCCCCCAAUGUGUAUGAGGGGAGGUAAUAUUCCAUAUUUCAGUCAUUUUUAACCUCACUCAAAAGGCUGUGGGAUCUUUUUCUUAUUUCUUGGCAUAGGGRGCAGCCCACACACAUACCUUCCACUUAAUUUUGGCAUUCCAGCUCUAUUUAAACACCUGAUCUCCUGUGAUUUCAGUUGUUUCCU
Malurus melanocephalus (red-backed fairy wren) is the source of this 3162-nucleotide messenger RNA. It is a transcript of the gene ADORA2A, whose product is annotated as adenosine A2a receptor. Gene Ontology annotation, molecular function: G protein-coupled adenosine receptor activity. Gene Ontology annotation, cellular component: membrane. Gene Ontology annotation, biological process: G protein-coupled adenosine receptor signaling pathway; adenylate cyclase-activating G protein-coupled receptor signaling pathway. The record is from RefSeq and is a predicted model, not a curated record. The transcript has 3 exons. The coding region runs from base 755 to 2065 and encodes 436 amino acids. NCBI's taxonomy places the organism in Eukaryota, Metazoa, Chordata, Aves, Passeriformes, Maluridae.